AUGUUACCCCCUCCCCAUGUGGUACUUGUCACAGGCCCCCUGUCAGAGCUCCAGAUCAGCUAAGUCUGCCGGGAAGUGCUCCAGGGACUGGCCUAUCUACACUCACAGAAAAAGAUACACCGGGACAUCAAGGGAGCCAACAUCCCCAUCAACGACCCUGGGGAGUUCAGACUGGCUGACUUUGGUAUAUCGGCCCAGAUCGGGGCCACACUGGCUCGAUGCCUCUCUUUCAUUGGGACACACUACUGGAUGGCUAAGGAAGUGGCGGCCGUGGCCCUGAAGGGGGGAUACAACGAGCUGUGUGACAUCUGGUCACUGGGCAUCACAGCCAUGGAAUUAGCCAAGCUACAGCCUUCCCUCUUUGACGUUCACCCUCUCAGAGUUCUCUUCCUCAUGACCAAGAGUGGCUAUCAGCCUCCUCGGCUAAAGGAAGAAGGCAAAUGGUCGGCUGCCUUCCACAUCUUCGUCAAAGUCACCCUCACCAAGAGUGCCAAGAAACGACCUGGCGCCACCAAGAUGCUCAGUCACCGACUGUUGUCCCAGCCCGGGCUAAACAGAGGCCUGAUCCUAGAGCUUCUUGACAAACUGAGGAACCCAGGGAAGGGGGCAGCUGUUGGCGAGAUUGAAGAUGAGGAGCCUGAGCUACCCCCCGCCAUCCCUCGGCGGAUCUGAUCCACCCAUCGAUCCAGCUCUGUGGGGAUCCCAGUUGCGAACUGCUGUCGUCAGAGGAACCUGUCAGAGUCCGAAGAUGACUACGACAACGUGGACAUGUUAGAGAGCGGAUGUGCCCUUCUCCUAAAGUUCUUCAAUGGCUGCCCUCUCUGGAUCCACAGCACGGCGGCCUUGACACACCACUCCACCAAAGACCAGCACUUACACCUGGGAGCUGAGGAAGGCAUUUUCUUUCUGAACCGAAAUGAUCAGGAGGCCACGCUGGAGAUGCUGUUUCCUCAAUGCUCUGCAGCUCUUUCUAGCCGGACUACCUUGGUGUACUCCAUCAACAAUGUCCUCAUGUCUCUCUCAGGAAAGACCCUCCACCUGUAUUCUCAUAGCAUCCUGGGCCUGCUGGAACGGAAAGAGGCCAGAGCAGGAAUCCCCAUUGCUCACAUCAGUCCCCACCGGCUACUAGUAAGGAAGAACAUGGUCUCCACUAAGAUCCAGGAUACCAAAGGCUGCCAGGCGUGCUGUGUGGGUGAGCGAGAAUCUCCUGGAUAUUCAGAGGGGAGCGGGGCCAGGGGCAUGACUUGGACUGAGGGCGCUAGCUCCCGGGGCCCGUUCCUGUGUGGGGCAUUGGAGACAUCCGUGGUCCUGCUUCAGUGGAAGCAGCCCGUGAACAAGUUCCUGCUGGUCCGGAUAGGGGGCCUGUAA
Molecule: messenger RNA, 1368 nt
Organism: Camelus dromedarius (Arabian camel)
Lineage: Eukaryota; Metazoa; Chordata; Mammalia; Artiodactyla; Camelidae
Product: mitogen-activated protein kinase kinase kinase kinase 1-like
Exons: 17
Biological process (GO): protein phosphorylation; intracellular signal transduction
Cellular component (GO): cytoplasm
Molecular function (GO): MAP kinase kinase kinase kinase activity; ATP binding
Source: RefSeq, a predicted model, not a curated record